Molecule: messenger RNA, 493 nt
Organism: Funneliformis mosseae
Lineage: Eukaryota; Fungi; Glomeromycota; Glomeromycetes; Glomerales; Glomeraceae
Source: the annotation of a GenBank genome assembly
AUGUCCAAAAAUAUAGAAGAAAGUGCAGGAGCAGGUUCAGAACUCUUUCCUGAUGCCUUUCUUAAUCUGAAAAAAGUAGACAUGAACCUUACAAAAGAAGUAAUAAUUUUAUUAGCUGAAUAUUACUAUAAUACAUAUAAUAAAGAUUUUGUAUUAUUGUUAAAGAUUCAUCUUUCUAAUGCUAUACUGAUACUUCUGAAGGUAAAUGUUUACAGAGAUACUAAAAAUACUUAUGCAGAUAUAGUUAAAUAUUAUUUUGAACAUACUGUACACUUUCUGAAACCAGAAGGUUCCAAGAAAUAUUCUUUAGUAUUUGUGAAGUGGUAUUUACUAGCAGAGGAUUAUAAAACUAGAUUCUAUUGCAAGAUUGAUGGCAAUGAUAAUUCUUGCAACAUUGAGUUAUGGAAGAAAAAUUUUUAUGAUCUUAGUAGAGAUUGUAUAAUUCCAGUACAUAGUAUAUUGGAUCAGUUUGUUGAGGAUUCUUUUUCAAUAG